AUGUGGACCUGGGCUGGCGGAGCAAUCUUGCUAGGAGGACUGCUGCUAUGGCCACCAGUCCAAGUGAGUCCAGAAGUUGCCGUCAUCAAUGCAUUGGUUUUGGUGCUGCUGUGUUGCCUCUGUAUCAGCAGAAUGGCCUUUGCGGGAAAGGGGCAUGUGUGGCACAUCGCGCCAUCUUCUAUGGAAAGACUUGGAUUGCUGGACUCAGCUAAUUUGCGGAUGGCAUUGCUCUAUGCCGCCAGCUCGCUGACAGUGUUGGGCACCCUCCAGUUCUUCGUGAUCGUUUCGCGGUUGUUACCUGACCUUUGGCAAUUUCGCGAUGCACAUGCGGUUGGUGCGCAGAUCAUCAACGGGUUUCCAGCUGACCUGGAAUUGAACAUGACAAACGGCGAGCUGUUCAGCUCCCGCAAAAAUCGCUUCAACAUUGACUUGCCUUCAUGGAGCUGGUUCGACAUGUGUGAUGGCACAUGGAAGCUGAAAAUGGCUUCUUUGGACUUCGGCUCGCCUGACUUGUAUGCAGUGGGUCGAUUGCUGGCCAUUUUGUAUUUCAAUCUGUCCCCCUCUUUGCAAGUGACUGAUGUGAGCGUAGGCGAGGAGGUCGAGGUUCUGGUUGACAGCGACUUGAUCGACUGCGGGGCGCGACGCUCGCUGUUGCCACUACCUUUCAGAGGUAAGUGGGUACGAGCAGUGGUUCGGUCCGUGCAGCCUUCGACGCUCUUGUCUGAGUUCCGGUACAUCGUGAGAGUCCAAGAUGAGUGUAAAGCCUGUGCUGUGGAUUCAAUAAAGGAGCCCUUUCCUUGUGGCCCUGGUUCUUCCUAUCCAAACUGCUCUUGCGCGGUGUUGCCCACAAGCUUGAGACGAGCAACGCCGCGCUUGGUUGUACUGGCUGCCGAAGAGGAUGUGCUUGAAGACGUCUCCGAGUUGCGCGAGCUCCGGGCAGAGUUGAUCUUUGCACGCGAGAGGUUUGCAAAUUUGGAAGGCUUUUCCUUCCAUCACGGCCAGUUCUGGCGGUACAGGAACAUUAAGGCCAGCGAGAUGUGGCGAAGGUAUUCCUUGAAGGAGCUGAGUGCUCAUGGUCAGCUACAGUGCAUGACAGGUCUCUACUGCAACAACGAUGGCAAGAACAACCUUCACUGCUCGCGUGUGGCAGCUACUACAAAUCUGAAGACAUGGAGCAAAGACUUCCCCCAUCUGGCCGCCGUGGUGCAGUGGAACCUGCAUGUACCCGUGCUGUGCGUGCUUCUGUGGCUGGCUUGUGUUUCGGCGACACUUCUCUGCCGUGGCUUCACCUUGCUGGCGUUGUACCUCCCAGCUGGAUAUGUGUCCUACGCCUUGGUGAGGCACGUGGACACACCGCUUCUGGCCCCGUCUGUUUCACUGUGCAUGGUGCUGUUCACCGCAAUGCCAUUUCUGUACUUCUCGUGCGUUUGCGAGACUUUGCCGGAGCUCUGGG
This is a messenger RNA of Symbiodinium sp. CCMP2456, 1453 nucleotides long. Lineage: Eukaryota; Dinophyceae; Suessiales; Symbiodiniaceae. The record is from the annotation of a GenBank genome assembly.